Phytophthora nicotianae INRA-310 is the source of this 222-nucleotide messenger RNA. RefSeq lists its product as hypothetical. The coding region runs from base 1 to 222 and encodes 73 amino acids. The record is from RefSeq and is a predicted model, not a curated record. The transcript has a single exon. NCBI's taxonomy places the organism in Eukaryota, Oomycota, Peronosporomycetes, Peronosporales, Peronosporaceae.
AUGGACCGAGACGCGCCGUCCUACGGCUCCAGUACCUACAAUGAUUUUAAUACGUUUUACUAUGCAGCAGUCAGCAGCACGAGUGGAGGCUCCAGCGGCUCCCCAGUGCUGAAUAUUGACGGUUGUGCUAUUGCGCUCAAUGCUGGAGAAGCCAAGAAGGCUGCUUCGUCCUUUUAUUUGCCACUUGAUCGCGUCGUGCGAGUGUUGAAACUGAUUCAAUAG